AGGAGCGGAGGUGGGCGUGCGCUUCCGGUAGCCGGGUUGGUUGCGGAGGAGCCGCCUUACACAAGGACAGGGGCGGCCGGCGGUUGUCAGUCGUUUCUGCGGCUCGUUGACGGGGCGGCGGGCGGUGAACUCCCGGUAACGGCCGGCGGCUUCACACACGCAGGAAGGCUGCCCUAUGAGAUGGAGCUGAACCUGUAGGAGAGAGAUUAAUCUGAUUCUCCUAUUACAAUGUCGCAAAAUAAUAAAGAAUCUGUAGUUAUGGCUGGGAGCCUAGCCUCUAAAGCUUUCAAUCACAAUGGAGUGUUGCAGACUGUUAUUAAGCAAGAAGUUGUGGAGAGUUCCAAAAGUCAACCAACUCACAAGCAAUCUGACAAAAGUGUAGCUGGUGGUGGAAAUAAUGGCGAGGAAGAGCAACGUGUAGUGAAAAAGCGGGGCUGGCCAAAAGGAAAGAAAAGGAAGAAGGUUUUGCCCAAUGGCCCUAAGGCACCAGUAACUGGGUAUGUCCGGUUCCUCAAUGAGCGUCGAGAGCAAAUUCGUAUGCAACACCCAGACCUGCCGUUCCCAGAAAUCACCCGCAUGCUCGGAAAUGAAUGGAGCAAACUUCCUGCUUUGGAAAAGCAGCGUUAUCUGGAUGAAGCAGAAAAAGACAAGCAACAAUAUCUAAAAGAACUUAAAGAAUUUCAGCAAACUGAGGCAUAUAAGAUGAGUGCACAAAAAAUCCAGGAGAAGAAACUGAAGAAAGAAGAAUUGUGGUCAGGUGUUAAUGGACCAGUCCCUAAGAUCACUGAUGAUGCACCAGACAGGAUUUCUAUGUUUGAUACCCCAAUUUUUACAGAAGAGUUCCUUGACCAGACCAAAGCGCGUGAAUCAGAAUUGCGAAAAUUAAGAAAGUCAAAUGUAGAAUUUGAAGAGCAGAAUAUUAUCUUGCAAAAACACAUAGAGAGUAUGAAUAAUGCCAAAGAGAAAUUGGAACAGGAGUUGGCACUGGAAGAGAGACAAACAUUGACACUGCAGCACCAGUUGCAAGCUGUACGACAGGCCCUGACUGCCAGCUUUGCUUCUGUUCCCAUACCAGGCACUGGAGAAACGCCAACCGAAGGAACACUUGAUACUUACAUGGCCAAACUUCACAAUAUCAUCGAGAGCAGCCCCUUAGAAUAUGAAAAACUAGUUGGAAGGGUGCAGGAGAUCAUCAAUCAGUUAGAUAGUGAUAAACUAUGAACAUAGGAAGAAAGCUCCCAGAAUGACCAUAUCCUUGUUACUGGAUCACCUGCAGUCUGUAACUUGUGGAACUUGGGAGAAAUAAUGCAAAUGGUUACCUUUUUAGUCUUUGAUUAUUGCACACAUUUGGUAUACCAGUUUUGAUAUUCUUCUAGGAUGUCUGUGAUUUUAAUAUUGCUUUGUCUUGUAUGGUUGUUAUGAUGUUUGAAGUCUUUCAGUGUAUGAUAUACUCUGGGGUUUGUGAAUUAUGUGCAAAAGUAUAAGCCUUUGGGCAUUCAUGACUAGGGGUUUGGAUUGUAUUAUUUUUAUGAAUUAACUAGUUUUUUAUUAAAUGGUUUGGUUUGUUUUUGCAACCAAAACCAUGAGCAUUUUAUUUCUACUGAACCCAGGUAUUACCCUAGAUCUUUUAGUUUUCAGACACUAUUUUACACAAUUCAUUAUUAUCCUCGUAUGUAAUUAGAAAACAUAGAAAACCUACAGCACAAUUCUAGCACAAUUGUGCUAGAAAAAUGGCAAUAACAAGACAAAAUGUCUUUAAGCUUCUUGGGGAUAUGAGAGAUGGUGAGAGAAUGGAGUUCCUGCAACACAUUUCUCAAAAUUACAUGGCAAUUUAGCAGGGCAUGGGGAGUGUGCCAGUAUUUAUCUGAAGAAAAGUUCUACCAUGGAAAUGAUGCAGUUGUCCUUUAGAAAUGUUGGCUUUACCCUUGAACAGAUUGCAAAUUGUAUACAGUUUGUACUCUGCACUAAACCGAAUUGAUCCAUAAAUAUCUAUGAUAUCCAUUUAAUUACAUUGAAGUAUAAAGUUCUGAAAAUGAGUUUUAUGAUGACAUUUAGAACAUUUCGUGGUAGAAAGUGCAUUGAUAUUUUUUUUUGUGUAUAACAAUCUCUUGCUGGUACUUGUGACCUAGCAAUUCUUGUGCUAGGAAAUUCAUUUUAAAAAUCAAGUAACAUUUUAUUAUUUCCUUUUUAAAUGAUUUUCUAGCAGCCAUGGAGAUACUGGAAGAGGCAAGUUAACUCUCCAUUGGCACCAAAGCAUCUAUUGAAACUUUUGUAAUAUUAAACUAUAGUAUUUUUCUCCCCACAACCUUGUCUUUUUUGAAAUGCACCAUUAACUUUAAGUUAGGACACUAUACUGUUCAUCCUCUUGUUGCCUUUAUGUAACUGUAAAAAGUGUAAAAUAAACACAACUGUGCAUCGAA
This is a messenger RNA of Pristis pectinata (smalltooth sawfish), 2420 nucleotides long. RefSeq names its product high mobility group 20B (gene hmg20b). NCBI's taxonomy places the organism in Eukaryota, Metazoa, Chordata, Chondrichthyes, Rhinopristiformes, Pristidae. The transcript is spliced from 11 exons. Gene Ontology annotation, biological process: regulation of gene expression. The record is from RefSeq and is a predicted model, not a curated record. Gene Ontology annotation, cellular component: nucleus. Bases 229 to 1221 code for a protein of 330 amino acids.